Anopheles coustani is the source of this 699-nucleotide messenger RNA. It is a transcript of the gene RpL9, whose product is annotated as large ribosomal subunit protein uL6. The transcript has 3 exons. The record is from RefSeq and is a predicted model, not a curated record. NCBI's taxonomy places the organism in Eukaryota, Metazoa, Arthropoda, Insecta, Diptera, Culicidae. Gene Ontology annotation, cellular component: ribosome; cytosolic large ribosomal subunit. The coding region runs from base 58 to 630 and encodes 190 amino acids. Gene Ontology annotation, molecular function: rRNA binding; structural constituent of ribosome. Gene Ontology annotation, biological process: cytoplasmic translation.
GAUGGAGUGAAAUGUCAGGUUCUUUUCCGGUUUGAUUCUCUAACGUAUUAGCUUACAAUGAGAACGAUAAACUCCAACCAGACGGUCACCGUACCGAAGGAGGUAACGGUCAACGUACGCUCCCGCGUUGUGACGGUUAUCGGUCCCCGCGGCAAGCUUGUGAAGAACUUCCGUCAUCUGCCGAUGGAUGUCUACAAGACGGCCCGCAACAAGGUGAGGGUGGAGAAGUGGUUCGGCUCCAAGAAGGAGCUUGCGGCGGUGCGUACCGUUUGCUCGCACAUCGAGAACAUGAUCAAGGGUGUGACCAAGGGAUUCCAGUACAAGAUGCGCGCUGUACAUGCCCAUUUCCCGAUCAACUGCGUGAUCAGUGAGAACAACUCGUUGGUGGAAAUUCGUAACUUCCUUGGCGAGAAGCACAUCCGUCGCGUGAAGAUGCAGGCAGGAGUGACUGUCGUGAACUCCACCAAGCAGAAGGACGAGCUCAUCUUGGAAGGCAACGACAUCGAAGCGGUUUCGCUGUCCGCUGCCCUCAUCCAGCAGUCCACGACUGUCCACAACAAGGAUAUCCGUAAGUUCUUGGACGGUCUAUACGUUUCUGAGAAGACGACAGUGGUACAGGAAGAGGAAUAAAUUGUAACAUUGUUGUAAGCGCAAGGAAUGAAGCAGAAAACAAAGUUCGGCGAAAGAUAUGGAAACAAA